This is a messenger RNA of Peromyscus californicus insignis, 773 nucleotides long. RefSeq names its product cysteine and glycine rich protein 3 (gene Csrp3). The record is from RefSeq and is a predicted model, not a curated record. Lineage: Eukaryota; Metazoa; Chordata; Mammalia; Rodentia; Cricetidae. The transcript is spliced from 5 exons. Gene Ontology annotation, cellular component: Z disc; cytoplasm; nucleus. Gene Ontology annotation, molecular function: structural constituent of muscle; actinin binding. Gene Ontology annotation, biological process: muscle tissue development; cardiac muscle contraction; sarcomere organization. Bases 101 to 685 code for a protein of 194 amino acids.
UCAGACCACGUAUUUCUAGGUCAGUUUACCCUCGAUACCAUCUAAACCUAGGGCAUUUGCUUUAAAUCCUUCUAGAUUGACCUUGGCCAGAGUCUUCACCAUGCCAAACUGGGGCGGAGGCGCAAAAUGUGGAGCCUGUGAAAAGACGGUUUACCACGCGGAAGAAAUCCAGUGCAAUGGGAGGAGCUUCCACAAGACCUGUUUCCACUGCAUGGCCUGCAGGAAGGCUCUGGACAGUACCACAGUGGCAGCUCACGAGUCAGAGAUCUACUGUAAGGUCUGCUAUGGGCGCAGAUAUGGCCCCAAGGGGAUCGGGUUUGGACAGGGUGCUGGCUGCCUCAGCACCGACACCGGCGAGCACCUCGGCCUGCAGUUCCAACAAUCCCCAAAGCCGGCGCGCGCAGCCACCACGAGCAACCCUUCCAAGUUCUCUGCAAAGUUUGGAGAAUCAGAGAAGUGUCCACGAUGUGGGAAGUCAGUGUAUGCUGCUGAGAAGGUCAUGGGAGGUGGCAAGCCUUGGCACAAGACCUGCUUCCGCUGCGCCAUCUGUGGGAAGAGUCUGGAGUCCACAAAUGUCACAGACAAGGAUGGGGAGCUUUAUUGCAAAGUUUGCUAUGCCAAAAAUUUUGGCCCCACAGGCAUUGGGUUUGGGGGCCUUACACAGCAAGUGGAAAAGAAAGAGUGAAACCGUGUGCAUUCUCACAACCCUGCCUGCCAACACAGAUGCAGGGGCCCAAACAGCCUCCUUUGUAGCUGGACAGAUGUUCUCUUCA